AUGUCGGUCUCGUUGUUUCGCUGGAUCCUCCUGUGUUCUCUGGUGAUUUUCGCGUGCUGCACGGACACCCCGAACGACGCUGUACCCACGAAGAACCUGAAGAUCCUCGGGGUUUUUGGUCACCUGGGAAGGAGCCACUUCAUGCUUCUGAAGCCUCUGGUCGAGGAACUGGCCCGCCGUGGUCAUAACGUGACGGUGAUCUCACACUUUCCUAGAACCGCGAAGGACAUUGCUGCGGAUCCGUUGCCAAAUUAUAGAGAUAUCAGCUUGCUAAGUGACAGAUAUAAUAUCAUGGUAAACGUAAUCGAACCAGAUAGUAUACGCUUUCAGCCGAUUUUCAAGAUAUUUGACUCGUUGGACAUGUUGUACCGAAUGAGAUCUCUGGCCUGCGAGGCAGGUCUGAGUCAUCCACGAAUGAAAGAGUUCGUCGAGUCUGGGGAGAAGUUCGAUCUGGUGCUCACGGAGAACUUCAACACGCACUGCUUCUUCAUGUUGUUUCAUCGGAUCGGCGUGCCUUUCAUCGACAUAUCCACGCAUCCGCUGCUGCCCUGGGUCCCUGACGAGCUAGGCUUCUCCGUAGAGGACAGCUACAUACCAGGGUUGUGGACAUCCGUGUCACAGCCAAUGGACUUUCUGCAGAGGACGUACAACGUGAUGACGAUGUGGUUCACAAGAAUAUUUGCCACCACUGUGUUCCAUUGGCAUGAUCAGUAUAUGGUGAGGAGAAUCUACGGUCCCGAGUUUCCUGACCUGAAAGAGAUGAGUCGAAACGUAUCGUUGGUGUUCGUGAAUACGCAUUAUACCCUUCACGGUGCUCAACCGUUUCCACCGAACGUGGUCGAAGUUGGGGGGCUUCACAUACCGCCCAAGACGAGUCCGUUGCCACGGGACAUAGCAAAGUUCCUCGACGAGGCUCACGAAGGGGUUUUGUAUUUUAAUCUCGGCUCAAUGGUGAAAAUGGCCACCGUGUCGAAGGAUAAACUGACGAUCUUGUUGAAUAUGUUCGCCUCUAUACCGAGGAAAGUGAUUUGGAAGUGGGAGACCGAUGAUCUGCCCCAGAAACCUAACAACGUUCUGGUCAAGAAGUGGCUGCCGCAGUACGAUAUAAUGAGUAAGUGA
Molecule: messenger RNA, 1119 nt
Organism: Dufourea novaeangliae
Lineage: Eukaryota; Metazoa; Arthropoda; Insecta; Hymenoptera; Halictidae
Product: UDP-glucuronosyltransferase 2B15-like
Exons: 1
Coding region: 1-1119 (372 amino acids)
Molecular function (GO): UDP-glycosyltransferase activity
Source: RefSeq, a predicted model, not a curated record